GGAAUGAAAAUAGCCCAAUGGACCCACCGACUGGAAUCAGUCUGCCCUGUUGUAUCUUCAGAAUUUCCAUGUGUAGAAACCAAACAAAUCAGAAUUUAUAUUCUGUAAUUAUGUAAUGCCAUAUUAUGAUUAAAUGAUGGCAAUUUUUUAUUUUUUUUUAAAUGAACAUACAUGUAUACAUUUAUGACAUUCUUGCACUGUCCCACCGAUUUGAAAGUACAUAUAUGAGAAGAACACUGAAAACACCAUAUAUUCUCUGCCAUGAAAAAAAAGAGGAAUUUUUCCUGUGUAAUUUCUGUUUUGAGUCAAGCAUUUUAAUAUUCAUGAGUUAAUUAUGCAAAUAGUAUUUAUAGAAUUGAUUAAUUUGUAAUAAUUUAGGGCAUAUAUUGCAAAUAAGCAGUUUAAUUUGGCAUUGCCUGCUAUGAUAAUGAGCCUUUAAUGUUUUAAGUAGUCUGGUUAACCUUUGUAACUCAUGCAGUCUGCUGACUAAUGCAAUAUAAUUCUGACAUUACUAUUAACAGCUUUAGGCGUACAUGCAUUCAAUGUUUGAGGACUUUGUACUUUGUAGCUAUGUAUGGUGACCAUCUGUUUAUAAAGUCAAAUAUAUAUACAUUUGUUUUGUGCACCUGUAGGCUCAUUCCAAGAAAACUCAUCCUGGGAUGCAAAAAUUAAAAUUCAUCUUAUAAAUUCAAACAGUGCUUUUUUAAUAUUUUGUAUAUGUAUAUUUAUGUUAAAUAACAAACAAAUCAUAAACAGUGAGAUAAUUUUGUGUGUGUCGCUAUUUGAAAAUACAACAUCUGCAAACAAAACAAAACACCAAAAAAUAGAAAAUGGAAACAGAUCCAGCUUCCCCUGCACCCAUGCAGGACCAAGACCACAUUCUACGCGACGAGUCGGACUUCAUUGACAAUGUUUCGCAGUUUUUCAACCAGGAGGAGAUAAGUGAUGUCAAACUCAAGGUGGGCAGUACCACCUUCUUUGCCCACAAGUUUGUUCUGGCCAAAUCGAGCGAAGUAUUUCGUACCAUGCUAUACAAUAAGGAGUGGACCCAGGCUGGGAUGACUGAAGUCCAGCUCAAUGAGAGCACAGAGUGUGAGUUGUAUUUCGACCGGUUCUUGAAAUUCCUGUACACUGCCAAAGUGAACAUCAGUGUGGACGCUGCAGUUGGUAUCCUGUGUCUGGCGGACAAGUAUAGCGUGGGAUCUCUGAAGCAUCUCUGCACCCAGUAUAUGGUGGAGCACACGCAGUCGCCCAAAGUGAAGAACGCUCUCAACUGGUACUCCUGGGCGAAAGCUUUGAAUCUGGAGGGUCUCAUUGAGUCGUGUUCCAAGACAAUCGCCUGGAAUGCACAGUCUCUCCUGCACCUCACUGAAUGGGUCAGUAUGGACAUUGACUUCGUAAGUGACAUUCUCAGCAACUCCGACCUGGUCGUCACCAGUGAGUGGAUGAUUUAUGAAUGCUUAAAGGAAUGGCUGCUGGACGAAAACCACGUGGCCAGUUUCACUGACAAUGCAAAACGCCUGCUUCCCAUGAUUCGCUUUCCGCAGAUGCUUGUCUCACAGCUGUACCGAAUUGAAUCGGACCCUUUCGCGCAGCGGGAAGAAAUCAAGGAUCAGAUACUGGACCUCGUCGGACAAGCGUACAGGUUCCGAUCACUAUGUCCAUCACAGGUGGAGCUGGAUGUUUCCUUCCUCGAGCCCUUCUACAUUCCUCGCAAUUACACUGACCUCACGGUCGACACAGUGCGCAUGCAGAACACGCUGAGAUUCGGGAUUCAGGUGGAUGUCCGGACGUAUGUGGGUCCUGUUCCUUCAGAGUCUAAGGAUGGAGAGUGGAAAAUCACGUACCGAAAGACAAAUGAGUGCUGGACGCUUCAGAUUUACUGUCACGAGUCUGCGAUGGUGAACGGUGAGGCUCGGAUUCAGGCCAGUCUGAUAAUCUACGACGACGAGGACAAGGUGGUUCAGGUGGAAUCCUCGCCAAUCUUCUACUGCUCCCGUGGGAACCACCUGAGCAUGAAUGUCAACCUCCCAACCAACGAGGAGUCCAAACUGAUGGGUGUGCUAAUCAAACCAAUGCCAAAAUAAAUGAGUGAAUGGUUGUUGUAUUCCAGCUCCAUUCUGUAUGCGAAAAAGUUCUGUCAACAUUCCAAGAUAAACGUGUGAACGGUUGUAUUCCAGUUGCAUUCUGUGUUUAUGCAGAGUUCUGCUAAUGUGGUCGGUGCCGAUCGGACCCAUUCAAAACUUUAGUUCUGAAACUAAAGUUGCCACUGAAGGUGUUGUUGUAUAUACAUACAUACACACAUACAUACAUACAUAUAUACAUGAAUUUCACACUUUCUGAAAAAAUUAAAUAGCUUGUUAUUUCCACCAGACAUAUAUUUCUAAAGGGUUUUGAAAUGUUUUUGCCAUACUCAAAAUGCUCACCUGUGCAGAUUUUGAGCCUGUCUAUAAGGCAAUUUUUUUAUCAAAUAAGGAUUGUCUGUUAUUUCUUUUAUGUUCAUCGGGGUAUGAAUAAAAAAAAAUCAUCCACAAAAUGUGUUAAUCGAUGAAGCUGUUCUCACAUAAGUUUGCGGAUGUUUUUUGUUUUUUUCAUACCCAUAUGAACGUAAAAGAAAUAAUAGACUAUACCGGUACUUAUAAUUAAAUGUGAAUCAUACUUGCUAAUAAUAACACUAAAACUUCAUACUUUAUUUUGAUUUAUUUUUAGUCCAUAAACAAUAAUGCUCAAUAAGACAACUUACCCAUAUAGAAUGACGUCAUCAGAUACGACGUUCAUCGAGAAACGAACAAACUCCUAUUUUGUUAUAUCUGGACCAAUGAGAUGAUGUUAUGUUGUAAUGAAUGUAACAGAAAUUUAAUUGUUAACAUUUGCAACAAAUACACACAAAAUUAAAUCCCACAGAAUUAACCCUUUAGCCGACAGCAGUAAAAUAGGCCUUCUAGAAUUUUUAUAAAAUUCACUAGCCAUGGGAUCAGUAAUUUAAGAAAUUUACUAGCCAUGAUUAAAAAUCCACUAGCUCUACUUUACUUUAAGUAAAUACAAUUUUACUAAUUAAUAGU
Gigantopelta aegis is the source of this 3062-nucleotide messenger RNA. RefSeq names its product BTB/POZ domain-containing protein 17-like. Gene Ontology annotation, molecular function: protein binding. The coding region runs from base 831 to 2087 and encodes 418 amino acids. The record is from RefSeq and is a predicted model, not a curated record. NCBI's taxonomy places the organism in Eukaryota, Metazoa, Mollusca, Gastropoda, Neomphalida, Peltospiridae. The transcript has 2 exons.